Messenger RNA from Fusarium venenatum, 174 nucleotides. Lineage: Eukaryota; Fungi; Ascomycota; Sordariomycetes; Hypocreales; Nectriaceae. The record is from RefSeq and is a predicted model, not a curated record.
AUGCACAUGACUAGCUGUAGAGACUCAAUCCUCCCCAUCGGACCUGGAAAUACUACUGAAGUUAGCAAAGCUAUCCGCCAUUGGGAAGUUUCGAUCUUCGGUGCUACGGACAGUCCGCUGUCCGGACCCGUAAAGCCAAAUGCAACCCCAGCCCUGCCAAACUGCAGCUACUGA